Messenger RNA from Zea mays, 1427 nucleotides. RefSeq lists its product as uncharacterized. The coding region runs from base 49 to 1182 and encodes 377 amino acids. Gene Ontology annotation, cellular component: vacuolar proton-transporting V-type ATPase, V1 domain. NCBI's taxonomy places the organism in Eukaryota, Viridiplantae, Streptophyta, Magnoliopsida, Poales, Poaceae. The record is from RefSeq and is marked provisional. Gene Ontology annotation, molecular function: proton-transporting ATPase activity, rotational mechanism. Gene Ontology annotation, biological process: proton transmembrane transport. The transcript has 11 exons.
AGAGAAUCCUAGCCCACCCAGACCAGGUGCCCCACGGCGGUGCCGGCGAUGGCAACCCGCUACUGGAUCGUCUCUCUCCCCGUGCAGUCUCCCGGCGCCACCGCGACCUCGCUUUGGUCGCGCCUGCAGGAUGGCAUCUCCCGCCACUCCUUCGACACCCCGCUGUACCGGUUCAACGUCCCGGACCUCCGCGUCGGCACCCUCGACUCCCUCCUCGCGCUCAGCGAUGACCUCGUCAAGUCAAACGUGUUCGUCGAGGGCGUUUCGCACAAGAUCCGGAGGCAGAUCGAAGACCUCGAGCGCGCCGGAGGCGUCGACAGCGGGGCCCUCACCGUCGAUGGCGUUCCCGUCGACACCUACCUCACCAGGUUCGUGUGGGAUGAGGGCAAGUACCCCACAAUGUCGUCGCUCAAGGAGAUCGUCGGCAGCAUCCAGUCGCAGGUCGCCAAGAUCGAGGAUGACAUGAAGGUCCGAGCAGCGGAAUAUAACAAUGUAAGGAGCCAGCUUACUGCAAUCAACAGAAAGCAAAGUGGGAGCUUAGCAGUUCGUGAUCUUUCCAAUCUGGUAAAACCAGAGGAUAUGGUCUGCUCAGAGCAUCUAGUAACACUUCUUGCUAUUGUUCCAAAGUACUCCCAAAAAGACUGGUUGUCAAGCUAUGAAUCACUCGACACAUUUGUGGUACCCAGGUCAUCUAAACAGCUCUAUGAAGACAAUGAGUACGCACUCUACACCAUAACACUUUUUGCUAAGGUUGUUGACAACUUUAAGGUCCGUGCUCGCGAGAAGGGUUUCCAGGUUCGUGAUUUUGAGUAUAGUCCUGAAGCACAAGAAAGUAGAAAGCAGGAGAUGGAGAAGUUACUGCUAGAGCAGGAAGUUAUGAGGACCUCGCUUCUGCAAUGGUGCUAUGCCAGCUACAGUGAGGUUUUCAGUUCCUGGAUGCACUUCUGCGCCGUGCGCAUAUUUGUAGAGAGCAUUCUUAGAUACGGUCUGCCACCAUCGUUCCUGUCUGCCGUUCUUGCUCCGUCUACAAAGGGCGAGAAGAAAGUGAGGAGCAUCUUAGAGGACCUUUGCGGCAAUGUCCAUAGUAUUUAUUGGAAAGGCGAAGAUGACGUGGCAGUUGCUGGUCUGGGAGGUGAAUCAGAGGUCCAUCCUUACGUCUCAUUCACCAUAAACUUUGUUUGAGCAUUACUGGUGUUACGCCGUCAAGUAAAUCGAAACGAUGGAAUGGUUCUGUACAUUGCUAGUGUUACGGCAAUUCUUUGUUGAUCUGUCAGCUUUUAUCUGAUCAUGUAAUUUAUAUAUUGGAUAUAUAAGCCGAUCAAUAAUGUAGCUUUUGAGGAGACUGGAAGUAGAUGGAUCACGAUCACCAUGUAAUUUGUAAAAUGGGGCUACUGUUACUGUAAUAAAGGCACAUGUCAAAUAUCUUC